Molecule: messenger RNA, 959 nt
Organism: Eurytemora carolleeae
Lineage: Eukaryota; Metazoa; Arthropoda; Copepoda; Calanoida; Temoridae
Gene: slf
Exons: 4
Coding region: 17-835 (272 amino acids)
Source: RefSeq, a predicted model, not a curated record
UGGACAACACCAGCUUAUGGUGUUGGUAUAUAAACCCUUGGUGAUGUACCGGGGAAACAGUUCUUCAUUUACACACGCACACGCAACUGCGUGCUUGAAUAUAGAGGGAGAAAUGCUGAAGUUCUUGGGUAUCAGUUUGGCUGUUGGUGCAGCAUUGUCUAUUCCUAUGGAGUUGACAACUACUAAACCAGAAGAGACGACAGAGGAUACUUCAGGAAGACUGCUCUCCCUCCCAGAUCCAGAGAAAUGUGCACAGAGACCUAAUGACUUUGAGCUUGGUGGACACAAAUACUGGUUCUCUGGAAAACACGAAAACUACACUGAUCAUAAGGUUGACUGGUUGGACGGACGGAAUAUCUGUCGUGAAUACUGUAUGGACCUCGUCUCUCUGGAGACACCGACAGAGGAGGAGAUGAUCAGAGAAUUCCUGAAGACCAACGACCUCCCUUACAUCUGGACCUCAGGGAGGUUGUGCAACUUCAAGGGAUGUGACCGUGAGGAUCUUCAACCCAUCUGGGUUAACGGUUGGUUCUGGUCUGGAUCCGGAGUUAAGAUGGCGCCCACCAACUCUACUCCUCCAGGCUGGAGCUACCAACCCUGGUCUUAUACCGGACACAAGACACAGUUCGAGGGAAAGAACGUCUCCCAGCCCGACAACGCAGAGUUUGACAUCAACGGCAGCGUGGAGGCGUGCAUGGGUAUGCUCAACGAUAUCUACAGCGAUGGAAUCAAAUGGCACGACAUUGCCUGUUACCAUACCAAACCCUUUAUUUGUGAAGACUCUGAUCAGCUUCUAGAGUUUAUCCGUUCCUCCAACCCUGACCAGGAGUUCUAAGACGACGUUUAAUCAAAUCGUAUUUAUUAUUCCUUAUGCUAUUUAAUGCCAUUGAUUUAACUUAUAUCUUGCCAUUCAGAUACAUGCAGACCGCGGCAAUUGCCAAUAAAUUAUUCCAUAUUUA